Molecule: messenger RNA, 1179 nt
Organism: Varanus komodoensis (Komodo dragon)
Lineage: Eukaryota; Metazoa; Chordata; Lepidosauria; Squamata; Varanidae
Gene: PLPPR2
Product: phospholipid phosphatase related 2
Exons: 8
Coding region: 1-1179 (392 amino acids)
Biological process (GO): signal transduction; phospholipid metabolic process; phospholipid dephosphorylation
Molecular function (GO): phosphatidate phosphatase activity
Source: RefSeq, a predicted model, not a curated record
AUGGCUGGUAGGAAACAGGAACCUAAGAGAAGCAUCUCCAUUAUCCCCUGCUUUGUGUUUGUGGAGCUGGUGAUAAUGGCAGGCACUGUGGUGCUGGCCUACCACUUUGAAUACACCGACACUUUUCCUGUGCAUCUCCAAGGCUUCUUCUGCUACGACAGCACCUACACCAAGCCCUACCCUGGCCCCGAGGACACCAGUCGAGCACCGCCAGUCCUGGUCUACUCACUUGUCACAGCUGUGCCCACUGUAACGAUUUUUGUUGGAGAAUUGGCCGCUUUCUUCCUCCAGCCAGAAAGACGUGCAGAGAAAACAAUAAUCUCAGGCGAGUGCUGUUAUUUCAACCCCCUUCUACGCCGCAUCAUUCGCUUUUUGGGCAUCUAUUCCUUUGGCCUCUUCACUACCACCAUCUUUGCAAAUGCAGGCCAAGUGGUGACCGGCAACCAGACGCCGCACUUCCUCUCUGUGUGUCGGCCCAACUACACUGUGCUGGGCUGCCAGCCACCGCCCGGCACCGUCUACGUCACAGAUAGGGCAGCCUGCACUGGGAACCCUGCCCUCAUUGCCGCUGCCCGCAAGGCCUUCCCCUCCAAGGAUGCUGCUCUCAGCGCCUAUGCUGUGGCCUAUACUGUGAUGUACGUGACACUGGUUUUCCAGCUGAAGGGCUCCCGCUUGGCCAAACCCUCCCUGUGCCUGGCCCUCCUCUGCCCUGCUUUCCUGGUGGGCGUGGUGCGUGUUGCUGAGUACCGCAACCAUUGGUCUGAUGUGCUGGCUGGGUUCCUCACAGGUGGGGCCAUUGCUGUGUUUCUGGUGACCUGUGUGGUCAACAAUUUCCAGAGCACCUCAUUUGUGGCUGAGAAAGCUCUCCCACCUGAGAAUGUGCCCAGUGCCCCAAUUGUGGGCUUGCCCUGCAUUGACAGUUCUCUUGAAAAGUUAAAUGUGCCUCAGCAGGUGAGGGACACCCCAGAAGAACAGGAGUUUUCUACACUACUCUCAAGAGGUCUGGAAAGGCAGCUAGCGCGAUCUCUCCACUUGGCAGCGCCUGGCAGCACAGCGGUGGCCCACCCCUACGAAAUCACAGAGCUGUGUUCGCAAAGGUCACCUGAUCCACAGCUGUGUCUCUUCCCCACCACCCCAGAUGUUCUCAUUCCCUCCCGGUCAGUCACCAGCGAGGUCUGA